Messenger RNA from Gastrolobium bilobum, 1778 nucleotides. Its product is annotated as protein OCTOPUS-like. The transcript has a single exon. NCBI's taxonomy places the organism in Eukaryota, Viridiplantae, Streptophyta, Magnoliopsida, Fabales, Fabaceae. Bases 96 to 1682 code for a protein of 528 amino acids. The record is from RefSeq and is a predicted model, not a curated record.
UCCUCUCUUCCCUCUGCCACAUUCCUAUCUUUGUUUCACCAUAACAUGCCCACACUGAUACCCACCCAACUUGUUCUUUUAAUUUUCUUCUACUCAUGACUUCCAAAUCUCACCGUCACCGCCACCGCCUCUCCACCUGUCACCGUCACCCCACCAUUCCCAUCACCGGCUUCUGCGCCUCCUGCCUCCGCGAACGCCUCGCCGGAAUCGACUCUCAUGAUGACUCCACUCCCCCGCCUGACCUCCGCCGCACCAAAUCUUGCUCCGGCAGAGGCGACCCUUCCGUUGCCUCCGCAUCCGAGCCCCGCCGCCGCUCCUGCGAGGUCCGACCUCGGAACACGCUUUCGGAUCUCUUCAGCCUCGACGACGAGAGGAAAAGCCGUAACCGGAAGCUGAAUCUUGAUGUGGAAACCGGGGAGGAAGAGGUGGAGCACGUUAAUGAGAACGAAGCAGCGGUUAGGGUUUGUGAGGGAAUGGACGAAGUGGAUGAAGAAGAAACGAAGACGAUGAGGGAGUUCAUAGAUCUCGAGUUGCAGAGUAAGAAAAAUGCAGGGAGAGACUUGAGGAGUACUAUUUGUGAAGCAGCUACUGUUUUCAGCGAGAAAUUCAGGAAAUGGAAACGGAAACACAAGUUGAAGAACAACCGUCACGGUUACGUUAACGGAAGUGUUGAGAAGCCGGAAGCGAGGUCAUUGAGGGAGACUCAAUCUGAGAUUGGGAGAAGAUCUUGUGAUACUGAUCCAAGGUUUUCGAUGGAGAUUGAUUCAUGUAGAAUCUCAGUGGAUUGUCCUCGAGCUUCUUGGGAUGGAUGUUUGAUUGGUAAAGCAUGUGCUAGCCUUUCCCCUAUGGUUUCAGUUCUGGAGGAUGCCACUGAUGAUAGGGUUUUGGUUGAAGAGAGUAAUAGUAAUAAUGUGGGUUUGGAAAAUGCACAAGAGCAUAGAUCUAUUAGCCCUGGUGGAUCAUCUCAGACCAAAGAUUACUAUUCGGAUUCUCUGUCUUGGCAGAGGCGUAGGAGAAGUUUUGAUAUUGAUAGAUCAAAUCCUCAUAGGAGACAAUCUAUUGGAGAGGUUGAUGAAUUGAAAAUGAUAUCUAAUGCAAAGGUGUCUCCUGCCACCACAGAGUUGUUCUAUGGGGCGAAGUUGCUGAUUACUGAGAAUGAUUUUAGGGAUAGUGAUAUGAAACCUUCAAGUGAUGUUCAGUCUGAUUGUGUGCUGGGAUCUUCUUCCAAGGUUGCUUCUGGUGUUGCCAAUGGGGUUACUCAAAAGGGUUUCAAGAAGUUACAAAAGUGGCGCAUAGUGUUGAAUAAGUUGGGUUUAGUACAGAGAAGGGAAGAUAAGUUUGGAGAAGAAGAGUCUUGGCAAAAGCUGAGGAGGGUAGUUAAUGUACAAGCAAGCGAGUCUGUUAGCCAGAAGCUUAUUCGUAGCUAUAGUGUUAGCUGUAGAAACCCUUGUAGGAUGGCAGGUUUGGUCAACGGCUUGGGGGCUCCUGAGACCAAAGAAAAUGUUUUGAAUGGAAGACAAGAUUUUAUGCUUCAAAGGAACCGGAGUUUUAGGUAUUCACCAAAUAAGCUUGACACUGGCUUGUUAAGGUUCUAUUUGACACCGUUGAAGAGCUAUAGAAGAAGCAAGUCUGGAAAGAGUAGCUUUAAGGAUUUGCAUCCAAUAGCCAGAAGUGUCUUGUAAAGCUGUAUUAACUGUUGAAAGUAUAUCUGGUUGUAAAAACAUAUAUAAAUGUAAUUGCUGUUGUCCAUGAGAUGCAGUACAUCACGUUGUCUGAUU